CCUCAACUAAGCGCUCAGCCGCAAAAGCAAUCUCAUCCAGUCGGGGAGAGAUGCGGAAACGCGGUAAUGCCACUCAAGUCAGUUGGCAACAGAUUCUCGCGAUUCAGGCAUGGUAGAAAAAGGAAACGAUGAAAGGAGAGACUCCGAUCCAUUCCUUCAAGUGCAAAUUUAUCAAUAAGGCCGUCUCCUAAAGACACAAUCGGGCAAACGCAAUUCUGAGAUCUCAAUAACGAUCGGGACACCAAUGAUCAAAGCUCUCCUGGUUAACGAUGCUGUCAACUUCUCCGAGAAACGUGGCCUUGGCAUGGGCUAUGAUUACUAACAGGGCUUUGGACGUAUGGAUAUUGUCAGUUCUAUUGUCAUGUUCAAGGAUUCCACAUUUGCGGACGGCAUCGAUGCCCCCAAGAUCACCACCCUCGACGUGCCCGCUUUGCGCCAGGGUCCAGAGCCAGAGAAGCAAUAAAAGAACGCCGAAAUUUCCGUGCCCAGGGGCCGAAAUCGGCUUGUUGUCACCCUUGCGUAUACAGAUCCACAAGGGCACGGAGUUUGAUCACAUUAAUAACGUCGAGAAAGUCAUCUGGGACAUUAUCCCAGGAAAAACUUCCAAGGUUGUCGUUCGAAUCUUUCGGAACGUAAAACCAGAGCUGGCGGCAACCUUUGCUGUGGCGUGGGACAUCCGGGCUAUGGCGAAGCUCUGAAUCCUCUUUGUACUACUUGUCCUUUGGGGAUCUGUGAAGAGAAAGCCACGAAGAUGAACUCAAAUAGUCACACACAUCAGGCAGUAUUCUUGCGAAGUGCGGGGAGCGAUUUGGUCCUUCGCGUUUGAUCAUCACUGGAUGUUCCUGAUGUGUUGCACCAUGUCGCAUUCGCGUC
This is a messenger RNA of Colletotrichum phormii, 873 nucleotides long. RefSeq lists its product as uncharacterized. The transcript has 3 exons. The record is from RefSeq and is a predicted model, not a curated record. NCBI's taxonomy places the organism in Eukaryota, Fungi, Ascomycota, Sordariomycetes, Glomerellales, Glomerellaceae. The coding region runs from base 270 to 698 and encodes 142 amino acids.